Messenger RNA from Scedosporium apiospermum, 1617 nucleotides. RefSeq lists its product as uncharacterized. Gene Ontology annotation, cellular component: membrane. NCBI's taxonomy places the organism in Eukaryota, Fungi, Ascomycota, Sordariomycetes, Microascales, Microascaceae. The transcript has 7 exons. The coding region runs from base 1 to 1617 and encodes 538 amino acids. The record is from RefSeq and is a predicted model, not a curated record.
AUGGUCCACGAAUAUGACUUUCUCGCCCAUGCGCUACUUGGUCUAGCAGCGCAGCAUCUAACGCUGACAACCGACGCCGAUUACUCGUCCAUGGCCCUCGACCAUCGUGUGGCUGCUAUGAGGUCACUGAAUGAGACCUUGUCGAAACCUUGCUCGUCUAGUUCCGAUGCGGAUGCAAGAUAUGGAGCGAUCCUGACUCUGAUGUUCCAGGCUUCUUGCAUGCCGGACGCCCUGAUGGACUUCCUUAUCACGAUGAGGGGCUGCUUGGUGAUUGAGAGUAUGGCGCAGGCGUUCCAAGACUCCCUAUUCAAGAGUUUUAAUAGGGAGUCCUAUGUUGAGUCCUUCCGGCGCCUCAUUUCUUGUCACCCGAGCCUAGACUACGACGAGACCGUCUUAGAUGACGUAUCAGCCUCUCUGCGCCUUGUUGCGCCACUCUGUAGGAGCGUUGCCGAGCUGAAGUACUUGGCGACUCUCGAACGGAUUGUGCAAGUAGCACGUAAUUCCGUUUCCGACGCAUGCCUCGAGCUUGCAGGCAGCUUCUCGUUGACAAACAAGAUGACGGAUGAAGAGUUUGCGUCUUUUACGGGGCCAAGGAACUACGCCGCGCAAAUCCUCUUGGCGCAUUUCUUCGUCCUAGACGACAUCAUCGAAACCUGGGCAUUAGGCUCUAAUUGCAUCGUCUACUCCUCAACCAGGGCCACCACUCUGUCCUGGGUUGAAAAGUUGGCUGUUAACCUCCCGCCAUCGUACAAAAGUUAUAGUGUGGUUCUUAAAAAGGGAUUAUGCUGGGUCAUCGUUAUGGGAGCCCUCUGGCUAUGCAUUUGCUUCGUCCUCCGCACCCUUGGCGCCCACGACCAACAAGAAAUGAUCUAUGUCAUUAUAUCCACGCUUUUGUUCUUAUUGGCCCCGCUUUGGAUCAAUGCAUUCGCUUACAUGGUUGUCGCUCGUCUCAUCUACUUCCUACUUCCCGAGCAAAAGGUCUUCAACGUUAACGCGCGGUGGCUGGCAAAGGGGUUUGUCACUGCGGAUGUUGUCUCGUUCCUCGUUCAGGCAGCCGGGGGAUCAAUGCUUGCUGAUCAAAAUGAUAAGGAUAAGGCUCGGUUGGGCCAGAAGGUGUAUAUGGCUGGGAUCGCAGUCCAGCUCGUCUUCGUCAUAAUCUUCAUAUUGGUUUCGAUUCAGUUCCAACGCAGAUUAUCGAAUCUCAUCAAAGCUGGAAAGCUGGAUCGGCCAACAGCAUGGGUUCAGCCCCUCGUUUGGACAAUAUUCGCGGUCCUAGCAUUGAUUAUGGUGCGAAUCAUUUUCCGACUCGUCGAGUUCAGCCAGGGUGCUUCAGCUGACAACCCUAUCCUCCAACAUGAAGCUUAUCAACUUUGUCUUGAUGCCUUACCGAUGCUUGCCGCGCUAUUUGCACUAAAUGCGGUCCACCCAGGGAUGGUUCUCAAAGGACCCGGCAGUAGUUUUCCGAAGAGGCGUUGGUGCCUCGGCGGGAAAGUGAAGACAAGGAAUACGGCGUGGUCGGCAGGGGAUACAGAUUCCACGCAAUACUACCCUCUGCAGAGGAGGAGCGAGCCCGUCAGCAUCGAGAACGGUGGCCUACAUCGCUCAGAGCACGCUUAA